Molecule: messenger RNA, 590 nt
Organism: Aspergillus welwitschiae
Lineage: Eukaryota; Fungi; Ascomycota; Eurotiomycetes; Eurotiales; Aspergillaceae
Exons: 2
Coding region: 232-396 (54 amino acids)
Source: RefSeq, a predicted model, not a curated record
AGACUACGUACUUGGGGUUUGCAAAAAAGGUUGCCUUGUACUGUGUACGUAGGUCCGUCUUGCCCCUCCUAAUUUUUUUUUUGAUUUUAUAAUUGUCGUCAUUAUUUUAUUAUUUUUUUACAGUUUACUCCUGAUCCCUUUUUCUGGUACCUCAGACGGAGGACGGAUAGAAGUUUGCUUGUUACAUCCGAUCCGUUAAGUCCGGAUUAUAGGUUACUUACUUUACUUGGUAUGGCACUGGACACGAGACGAGGGCCGACUUUGCUUGCCGGCUGGUCCGCGAGUUAUGUUCAGAAUUUUCGUGUCUCUCUUUUGCCCAGUCCGAAGGGUGUGUUUUAUUUUUAUUUUCAUUUUUUUAUUUCCUUGUCUAACACUAUUUGGCGUUGUGCCUUUUGAUUGUUGCUAUUCUUCACCGUAGAGCGUUAUCUACUUAUCAAGUAUCGAUGGUCACCCACCCCUCUGAUGUUGAAUUCCACGAGCCAGCACUGCUCGCUUAAUUUUCAGCCCUUUGAAAAUGAAAAAUAAAAGAUUUAAUUACCUAGAAAUCAUGGCCCGCCUUUCCCCCCCUUCUUUUCCCUACACAACAUCCC